This is a messenger RNA of Lobosporangium transversale, 405 nucleotides long. RefSeq lists its product as hypothetical. The coding region runs from base 130 to 354 and encodes 74 amino acids. The transcript has a single exon. NCBI's taxonomy places the organism in Eukaryota, Fungi, Mortierellomycota, Mortierellomycetes, Mortierellales, Mortierellaceae. The record is from RefSeq and is a predicted model, not a curated record.
CGGGAGAUGAUGGUGUUACAUGUUUGGCUCUUUAACUUGCAUGUGCAUGAGCAUGAGCGGAGAUGGAGAUUAGUCCCUUCUCUCGAGGUAUAUAUUAUUUUUAAUGUCAUUCAUUCUUCUUCAUGAUCCAUGACGUUAGUCUACCCCCGUGGGGUAAAAAGUAAAAAGGGGGUCGAGAGGAAGAAAGGGAAGGUGAUACAAUGGGCAAUGAAAAGAUGUUUCGGUGGGAUUGUAUUGUCUGUGUCAUUCAUCAGGGCUUCGGGAAGUCUGUUUUUGCACGAUGUUCCUUCCUUCUUCCUCGUCAUUCCUUCAUUGAUUGUGAUUCAACUUGUCGUGCUCAAGCUGAUAUUGUGAAUUAAUAGAAGAGGAUCUAAAAGUAAAAAAAAAAAAAAAAAAAAAAAAAAA